This is a messenger RNA of Penicillium atrosanguineum, 666 nucleotides long. Its product is annotated as mitochondrial 54S ribosomal protein mL54. Lineage: Eukaryota; Fungi; Ascomycota; Eurotiomycetes; Eurotiales; Aspergillaceae. The record is from RefSeq and is a predicted model, not a curated record. The transcript has 3 exons. Gene Ontology annotation, cellular component: mitochondrial large ribosomal subunit. The coding region runs from base 1 to 666 and encodes 221 amino acids. Gene Ontology annotation, molecular function: structural constituent of ribosome.
AUGAUUUGCAGAAGCUGCCGAACGGGCAUGCUGUCCCGGCUCCAACAGCACCAAGCUGUUUCAUGGACCGUAUCAACAAGCAACCGUCAGUUCCCAAUUGCUCGCAGCCAAUUCCGACCCUACAGCGACGGUGGCGCCACCCCUUCUGUGGCCGCUACUCCUCCCCCUUCAACUCCGCGCCAGCCUACCGUCGGCGAUGUCACCAUUCCGUCCGCCAUCUCAUCCGCCACCCCCGGCGUCUCCCAGCCUCUCAGCACCCCAGAAGGUACGAAGAUGAAUGGCUUGAACUACUUUCGCAACAAGCCCGAGGUUCUCGCCAAGGAGGACUCCGAGUACCCCGAGUGGUUGUGGGACUUGCUAGGCGAUUCAAGCAAGCAGUCGAAAACCGAUAAGGGUGGUGUUGACCCCAGCAUCGCAGCCCUCAACAAGAAACAACGAAAGCGCUAUGAGAAGAAGCUUGCUGCUCGUACUCAGGCCCUCCCUCCCAAGAUUCCUGCCCACCACCACGCCUUCGAUAUCACACCUGCUUCAUACAACCGCGACGCACCCGCUGACGGCAUCACCGAUGCCACCGAGAGUCUUGACAAGCGCCAGGAGGUUACCAAGAGUGCCAGAGAUGCUCGCCGCAAGUCGAUCAAGGAGUCUAACUUCUUGCGCGGUCUCUAA